CACGCACACACACACACACACGCGGCGCCGGGAGGGAGGGAGGGAGGCAGCGCGGCACAGUCAGACGGGCGAGCCAAGGGGAGAGAUGAGGAUCGGCGCCGUCGGGGGCAACGGGAGCCCUCUCGCCCACGCACGGGGGGCAGCCCGGCACCCCACAGCCGGACACCCCUGGCCCCGCACCGGGGUUUGCGGACGCUCCGCCGCUACCUGCUACCGGGACAGAGCCAGCACCCAGGGGCAUUGUGUAAUCUACCCCUGUGACCAUAUCAACUGAGACCCCUUCUCUGACUCUGCUCCCACACCAGGAAUACUUUCUCUCUUCCUAUACAUUCUCUCUCCUGCCAGGAAGAAAGAAUUAGUGGAGCAGCGGAAUACAGCACUCGUACAUUGCAGAUUUUCAGAGGGGAGUUUCCACUGUUGUUCACAAUGCACAGAGCCACAUGGGCUGAACAUCAGAGAGACCAUGGACAGCAUGAUCACACUUACCUGCAUUGCCUUCCUUUGACCUCUGCCCACAACUCCUAAAGUUAUCAGCACUGACAGUAAGGAGGCAUCUUGCCUGGAAAAACCCUGGGUGCUGUCUGACUGGGAGGCAUCUAGGUCCAUGGGGCUUGCUAACAUCCAUUGAAAAGACCUUGGCUGAGGAGAACAACAUCCUUCGUUCUUGGGCAGACCUGGAUUUUGAUGUCUGAGACAAGAACUAGACUGGAUGAUGGGGCCCUCUGCUCCAUUGAUUUUUGGCGAUAAUUGAGCAAAGAAACGUUUUCAAGAAGGCUUUCAGAGAAAGCCGCUUUAUCAAAAGCUUUUCCUGGGACAAUACUUAGAGCACAGUUGAGUUUGGAUGGUGAGACAUUUUAGCAAAGGUUCUGUUAUCUAACUGUGUACAACAUGGCCGCAGGGGUGGCAACAUGGCUGCCCUUUGCCCGGGCAGCAGCUGUGGGCUGGCUCCCACUGGCCAAGAAGCCCAUGCCGAAGCCUCCUGCUGACAAGAAACGCCGCAACGAUGAGAUCUUGGUGGUCAACGUCAGCGGGAAACGCUUCCAGACUUGGAAGAACACCUUGGACCGUUAUCCAGAUACCCUGCUGGGCAGCUCAGAGAAGGAAUUCUUCUUUGAUGAAGACAGCAAGGAGUACUUCUUUGACCGCGACCCAGAGAUGUUCCGCCAUAUCCUCAACUUCUACCGCACUGGCAGACUCCAUUACCCCCGCCAGGAGUGCAUACAGGCCUUCGAUGAAGAGUUGUCAUUCUACGGUAUCAUCCCAGAGCUCAUCGGCGACUGCUGCCUGGAGGAAUAUCGUGACCGCAAGAAGGAGAAUGCCGAGCGCCUCGCUGAGGAUGAAGAAGCAGAGAUGACCAAUGACACGGGCCUGCCUCCGGACAGCACCUUCCGCCAGCGGCUCUGGAGAGCGUUCGAGAACCCCCACACCAGCACCAUGGCUUUGGUCUUCUAUUAUGUGACUGGGUUCUUCAUUGCCGUGUCAGUCAUUGCCAAUGUGGUGGAGACCAUCCCAUGCCGGCCCUCUCCCGGGAGGAAGAAGAACUUGCCCUGUGGAGAUCGGUUCCCCAAGGCUUUCUUCUGCAUGGACACAGCUUGCGUCCUCAUCUUCACCUUUGAGUAUCUCAUGCGCCUCUUUGCCGCCCCAAGCCGAUUCAAGUUCAUGAAGAGCGUGAUGAGCAUCAUUGACGUGGUUGCCAUCAUGCCCUAUUACAUUGGGCUGGUGAUGCCAGAAAACGAGAAUGUCAGCGGGGCCUUCGUGACGCUGAGGGUGUUCCGCGUCUUCCGUAUCUUCAAGUUCUCGCGCCACUCGCAAGGGCUGCGGAUCCUGGGAUACACCCUCAAGAGCUGUGCCUCUGAGCUGGGCUUCCUGCUCUUUUCGCUCACCAUGGCCAUCAUAAUCUUUGCCACUGUUAUGUUCUAUGCUGAGAAGGGCACUGCGUCCACCAACUUCACCAGCAUCCCAGCUGCCUUCUGGUACACCAUCGUCACCAUGACCACACUUGGCUAUGGUGAUAUGGUCCCGAGCACCAUUGCAGGGAAGAUCUUCGGUUCCAUCUGCUCUCUGAGCGGGGUGCUGGUCAUCGCCCUCCCUGUACCUGUCAUCGUCUCCAACUUCAGCCGCAUCUACCACCAGAACCAGCGGGCAGAUAAGCGGCGAGCUCAACAGAAAGUUCGCCUGGCCCGGAUCCGCCUCGCCAAGAGCGGCACCACCAACGCUUUCCUUCAGUACAAGCAGAACGGGGGCCUCGAGGACAGAGACCCUGAUGCUCACGUCUUGGCUGUGCGUAACCGAUCAGCCUUUGAAAUGCAACACCAUCAUUUGUUGCACUGCCUGGAGAAAACUACUAGUCACGAGUUUACGGAUGAGCACUCCUACAGCGAGUUUUGCCUGACGGAACCCCUGGGCUACCGCACCAGCCGCAGCACCUCCCUCUCCUCCCAGCAAGGCGGCAAAGGGGGCCUAAGCACCUCGUGCUGCCCCCGCCGGACCAAGCGCCGCACCACCCGCCUAACCAACUCCACCAUGUCAGUGAGCCGCACCAGCGCUCAGGAGCUCGAUACGCUAAACAGCCAGAAAAGUGCUGCCCCCCAGAGCCGCUCCAACCUGAACGCCAAGACCCACGACAACUUGAAGCUGAACUGUGACACCACAGACUUCACAGCAGCCAUCAUCUGCAUCCCCACCCCUCCUGCCAACACGCCGGAUGAGAGCCAGCCCCCGUCUCCCGGAGGCCCUGGCGGACCCCUGCGCAACUCCAGCCUGUCCACCCCCUACAUACUGCACGAGACGGUCAAGAUCUCCUCCUUGUAAGGGGAGACUGGGGCGGGGCGGGGUACUUGUCCCGACUCCCUCCUCUGCCCAGAGUGGCUGCUGGCUGCCUGGGUCCUGCUUACGAGCCGGGGACGGGGUCCUCUGCCCGUGCCUCCCACCCCGCCCGUCGAACUGCAAGCUGGAGGAGGGCAGCAGGGGGCGUGUGUCGCGCAGUCCUUUCCUCAGAGGCGAUAUCGUUGGCCACCAACAGGGGGAGCUGGCGCACGAGGGGGAGUUCCGAUGCCCGCCCAGCUCCCCCUCUACAAUCAAAGCCAUAUAGGAGGGGAGGUGGGUCCCCGAUGCUAUGCAACCGCAAAGGGGUGGAGCGAUGCGGGGGGGACUGGGUUCCGAUAGGUGGACCUCAGUGGUAAUAGGGAAC
Messenger RNA from Podarcis raffonei (Aeolian wall lizard), 3190 nucleotides. It is a transcript of the gene KCND1, whose product is annotated as potassium voltage-gated channel subfamily D member 1. Gene Ontology annotation, cellular component: voltage-gated potassium channel complex; membrane. The transcript has 7 exons. Gene Ontology annotation, molecular function: A-type (transient outward) potassium channel activity; protein binding. The record is from RefSeq and is a predicted model, not a curated record. Bases 889 to 2811 code for a protein of 640 amino acids. NCBI's taxonomy places the organism in Eukaryota, Metazoa, Chordata, Lepidosauria, Squamata, Lacertidae. Gene Ontology annotation, biological process: protein homooligomerization; potassium ion transmembrane transport.